This is a messenger RNA of Hymenoscyphus albidus, 1364 nucleotides long. The record is from the annotation of a GenBank genome assembly. NCBI's taxonomy places the organism in Eukaryota, Fungi, Ascomycota, Leotiomycetes, Helotiales, Helotiaceae.
AUGGCCUCCCCAAUCCGAAAAGGCCUCACAUCCAUCCUCCAAAAAUCCCCCACCGACGUCGUAAUCCUCUCCUCCCUCCGCACCCCCAUAACCCGCUCCUACAAAGGCCCCCUCCGAGACGCCUACCCCGAAGAACUCCUCUCCACCGUCCUCAAACAAACCCUCGUCGCAAACCCAUCCCUCGACCCGGCCCUCAUAAACGAUGUCUCCAUCGGGGUCGUGCUCUCCGAACUAGGCGGCUCGAAAGCCGGCCGGAUGGCCAUGAACCACGCCGGUCUGCCGACCAGCACCUCGUUCUACACUGUGAACCGGGCGUGUAGCUCGGGGUUGACGGCGAUUACGAGUGUUGCGCAGCAGAUCGCGACGGGGAUGAUUGAUGUGGGGAUUGGAGGGGGGAUGGAGAGUAUGACGAGGAAUUAUGGAUCGAGGGCUAUUCCGACGGAUUUGUGGCCCGCGUUGAAGGCGAGUGAGGAUGCGGAUGUGAGGGAUNAGGGGGGAUGGAGAGUAUGACGAGGAAUUAUGGAUCGAGGGCUAUUCCGACGGAUUUGUGGCCCGCGUUGAAGGCGAGUGAGGAUGCGGAUGUGAGGGAUUGUAUAAUGCCUAUGGGACUUACGAGUGAGAAUGUGGCUGAGAGGUAUGGGGUUAGUAGAGGGGACCAGGAUGCUUUCGCUGUGGAAUCACAUAGGAAGGCGAAGAAGGCACAGGAUGAAGGGUUGUUUGACGAGGAGAUUGUUACUGUGCAUACGGUAUUUCAGGAGAUAGAUAAGGCGGGGGAGAAGGUGGGGGAGUUGCAACAGAUUACUGUUACGAAGGAUGAUGGGAUUAGAGCGAAUGCUUCGAUGGAGGGGAUGCAAAAAUUGAAACCCGCAUUCAAAGAGAAUGGUACUUCGACAGCAGGAAACUCUUCACAGAUCUCGGAUGGAGCUGCAGCUACUUUACUGAUGAGGAGGAGCACAGCUACUGAGUUGGGCCUCUCAUCGUCGAUUAUUGGAAAAUGGGCGGGAACUUCUGUUGUUGGUUGCAAACCAGACGAGAUGGGAAUUGGACCCGCUCUUGCAAUUCCCAAACUUCUUGGGAUGACCGGAUUGACCAAGGAAGAAAUUGGGAUUUGGGAAAUCAAUGAAGCCUUUGCUAGUCAAGCUCUGUACACCCUGAGAGAAUUGGGCUUGGAGAAGGCUUUGGUUGAGGGAAGAGUGAACCCCAAGGGCGGUGCCAUUGCUCUUGGUCACCCACUUGGUGCCACGGGUGCGAGAAUGUUGGCGGGUCUCUUACCAGAGAUGAAAAGGCAAGGUCUCGAGACGGGAGUUGUAAGUAUGUGUAUAGGCACUGGCAUGGGAAUGGCUGGACUGUUUGUAAGGGAGUAG